AUGAAUUAUCAUAAUGACAAAUUCAAAGAUUACAAUUUCCAAGCUGGAAAAGAAGCAAUAAAAUAUCCAAUGACUGGAGCUCCAAAAACUUAUCUCGCAGUUGGCGUUAUUGGAUUUGUACUUAUUUUGAACCUUAUCAGAUGGUUUUAUACUGAAUUGAUGUUAUGUCAUAGUCAAGAAGUAUUGCCUCACAGUCUAAGAACUCAAUUAGAACUUUAUAAAAAUAUGGAGGGUGAUUAUAGAUGGCUUACUGACAUGAGGUGUGCCAUGCAUGGAUAUUCGUACCCUAGUGGUGGUAUCACUCAGAUUAUUGAAUCAGGUGUCAAUGUAAUUGAUGACAAUAAAGCAGAUAUUUAUGGGUUUAUUGAAAAUAUUUUUGGCCAUCUUGAGGAUCGUAAAGUCAGAUCUCUACUUGAAGCAAAGCUCAAAGCAAUAUCAUACACCGAGGGUGCAAAAUGGACAAAGGAUGAACUCAGUACAAGUUUUGAGGUGGACGGUUCUAUCGCUGGAAUUCAUUAUGCACUUUACUCUGAUAAAAUACAAAACCAGUCAAAACGUCAGUUUUUUAUUGCAAUAGUUCAAAUUAGCAUAUCUGCUGGCCCUGGUCAUUAUUUUAUUGCAGGGUAUUUUAACGGACAAGAAGAAUGCAUCAAAAAUGCGCUAAAAUAUUUACUUUACAAAGAGGCUAAAAAUAAACUCCUUAUACAUUAA
This is a messenger RNA of Entrophospora sp. SA101, 711 nucleotides long. The record is from the annotation of a GenBank genome assembly. Lineage: Eukaryota; Fungi; Glomeromycota; Glomeromycetes; Entrophosporales; Entrophosporaceae.